Molecule: messenger RNA, 1837 nt
Organism: Bubalus bubalis (water buffalo)
Lineage: Eukaryota; Metazoa; Chordata; Mammalia; Artiodactyla; Bovidae
Gene: TRIM69
Product: tripartite motif containing 69
Exons: 7
Coding region: 181-1782 (533 amino acids)
Molecular function (GO): protein binding
Source: RefSeq, a predicted model, not a curated record
CCUCACUCUGGCCUUCCUGUCUCCCCAGCUCCUGAACUUUCCCUCCUUCUCUCAUGCUCUGGGCCCAUUCUUAGCAAACUAACAAGUCUCAGACUCCUGAUCUGCAACCAUCCUAGAGGCCUGUUGAGCUCUGGUCCAAGUGUCUAUCUCUGCCCCCUGGUGGCCUGCUGAUAGAGCUUCAUGGAGGUAUCUUCCAACCUCUCCUCCAAAACUGAUUCAGACAGCUACGCUGAAGUGAAUGAUGUGAUCACCCAAAUAUCCUCCAAAGUGCAGAUACAAGAUAUUACUACGGAAUUACACUGCCCAUUGUGUAAUGACUGGUUUCGUGAUGCACUAAUGCUAAGCUGUGGCCACAACUUCUGCCAAUCUUGUAUCCAAAACUUUUGGAAGCAGCAAGCAAAUGAAACAUUCUGUCCUGAGUGUAAGAUGUUAUGUCAAUACAGUAACUGUACAUUUAAUCUUGUACUGGAGAAGCUGGUAGAGAAGAUUAAGAAGCUACCCCUGCUUAAGGGCCAUCCACGGUGCCCAGAGCAUGGAGAGAACCUGAAACUGUUCAGUAAGCCAGAUGGGAGACUAAUAUGCUUUCAAUGCAAAGACGCUCGAUUGUCUGUGGGGCAGUCUAAAGAAUUCCUGCAGAUCUCUGAUGCUGUCCAUUUCUUCACGGUGGGUGAGCCCUGGGUCUUCAACAGUCUUGAGCAAUUCCUUAGGAAGGCUGGGAAAAAUCAUUUGUUGGACUUCUUUCAAUACCACCCCUUCAUUCAGGAGGAGCUUACCAUUCAUCAGGGUCAACUGGAGGCAACCCUGAAGGAGCUUCAGUCCCUGAAGAAUAUGCAGAAAGAUGCUAUUGCUGCUCACAAGGAAAACAAGCUACAUCUGCAGCAGCACAUCUCCCUGGAGUUUCUAAAGCUGCAUCAGUUCCUGCACAGCAAAGAAAAGGACCUUUUAAGUGAGCUCCGAGAAGAGGGGAAAGCCUUGAAUGAGGAGAUGGAGCUGAAUCUGAGCCACAUUCAGGAACAGUGUCUCCUAGCCAAGGAGAUGUUGGUGAGCAUCCAGGCACGGAUGGAGCAGCAGAACCCCUUCGACUUUCUCAAAGACAUCACACCUCUCUUGGACAGCUUGGAGCAAGGAAUGAGAAUGCUGACGCCCAAGGAGCUUGUCUCCAGAAAGCUGAGCCCAGGCGUGUUCAAAGGGCCCAUCCAGUACACGAUGUGGAGAGACAUGCAGUCCACCCUCUCUCCAGGUCUAUCUCCAUUAACUCUGGACCCUAAAACUGCUCACCCAAAUCUAGUGCUCUCCAAAAACCGAACCAGUGUGUGGCAUGGUGACAUUAAGCAGCUGAUGCCUGAUGAUCCAGAGAGGUUUGACUCAAGUGUGGCUGUGCUGGGCUCAAAAGGCUUCACAUCUGGAAAGUGGUACUGGGAAGUGGAAGUAGCAAAGAAGACAAAAUGGACAGUUGGAGUUGUCAGAGAAUCCAUCCUUCGGAAGGGCAGCUGUCCUCUAACUCCCGAGCAAGGAUUCUGGCUUUUAAGACUAAGGAACCAAACCGAUCUAAAGGCUCUGGAUUUUCCUUCUUGCAGUCUGAAACUGACUAGCAACCUCAACAAGGUGGGCAUAUAUCUAGAUUACGAGGGCGGACAAGUGUCCUUCUACAAUGCUAAAACUAUGACCCACAUUUACACCUUCAGCAGCAUGUUCAUGGAGAAACUUUACCCCUACUUCUGCCCUUGCCUUAAUGAUGGCGGAGAGAAUAAAGAACCAUUGCAUAUCUUACAUCCACAGUAAUCUGUCAUACUAUUGUGUAAAUUCAGAGAGUUAUUAAAGAGGUACUGAAACAGUU